This is a messenger RNA of Arvicanthis niloticus (Nile rat), 3465 nucleotides long. The record is from RefSeq and is a predicted model, not a curated record. Lineage: Eukaryota; Metazoa; Chordata; Mammalia; Rodentia; Muridae.
ACACACACACACACACACACACACACAGACACAUGCAUGCACACACACAUAUACACACACGCACACACACAACUGUGCCCCACUUACACACACACACAUUUUUGCAGAAGAAUACAGCCAGUGGGAAACAGUGUGCUGCUCCCAUCCUGCUUCCUUGGGGUCGAGGAGAUGACAGACAUCCAGCUUUGUUGAAAAAUAGGAUCAUUUUAUUUUUCAAUCUGUCCCAGAGCUCAGCAUAGUCUGAUUCUCUGCACAAAGCAUGAUGCAGUGUCCUAACGGGAGGCAACCCACUGCUGCCUGCCCAUCUAUAGGUUUAAGAAAUGAGAUCAUUCCCCUCACUUGGCAACUAGGACAAGGGUCACCCCCUUCCCUCCCCCUCACUCUCCCUUACACCCCUUCUCCCCCCCCCCCCCCCGAGAACUGGCUUUCAAUCUAGUUUACCCUGGUCAUUUCAGGGUUAACAUCAUUGUGCUUUCUGGAGAUGGUCUUUUCUUCCUUUUUUAUAAAAUUGUUUUUUUUUCAAAUUUUGCAUUCGCCCUAAAAUAUAGCAUUGCUCCGAUGUCCCACUUACACCCUCUAAUCCUGGUAAGGUGUAUUAGCAGACAAGUGUACCUUCAAGCCCCGUGGAAAGUUAAUCAGAAAACAGAUCCUAUUUUCUACGGCAGCCUCAGUAUUUAACGUCUGCUAACCCUGUCAGAAACACACAUUCUUUUAAGGGGGGGAGAAGAAAACGCUUCUGUGCUCCAGUUAAUAAAAGCAAAGACUUUGUACUUCAGAAGCGAUGGGGGAAAUGAGCAGUCUUCCAACUCAAUUAUUUAAGAUCUGCCUCUGUGACUUCUUGAAGAUAAAGAUACACAUCAUGUCAUCUUCACAUCUCUUCUACCUGGCACUCUGCUUGCUCACCUUCACCAGCUCCACCACAGCUGGACCAGAGACCCUUUGCGGGGCUGAGCUGGUGGAUGCUCUUCAGUUCGUGUGUGGACCAAGGGGCUUUUACUUCAACAAGCCAACAGGCUACGGCUCCAGCAUUCGGAGGGCACCUCAGACAGGCAUUGUGGAUGAGUGCUGCUUCCGGAGCUGUGAUCUGAGGCGGCUGGAGAUGUACUGUGCCCCGCUGAAGCCUACAAAAUCAGCCCGCUCUAUCCGUGCCCAGCGCCACACCGACAUGCCCAAGACUCAGAAGGAAGUACAUUUGAAGAACACAAGUAGAGGCAGUGCAGGAAACAAGACCUACAGAAUGUAGGAGGAGCCUCCCAAGGAGCAGAAAAUGCCACGUCACCCCAGGAUCCUUUGCUGCCUGAGCAACCUGCAAAACAUCGAACCACCUACCAAAUGACAAUAAUAAGUUCAAUAACAUUUCAAAGAUGGGUGUUUCCCCCAAUGAAAUAUACAAGUAAACAUUCCAACAUUGUCUUUAGGAGUGUUUGUUUAAAAAGCUUUGCACCUUGAAAAAAAAAAAAACAGUGGUCCUGGCGUGGGUAGAUUGCUGUUGAUCCUUUAUUAAUAACGUUCUAUAGAGAAAAAAAUAUAUAUAUAAUUAUAUCUCCUAGUCCCUGCCUCUUAAGAGCCGAAAAUGCAUGGGUGUCGUAGAGAUUCAGUUGCACUAAAUUCCUCUCUGAUUUGGGCUGCUGAAGCCGUUCAUUUAGCAACUGUGUAGAGGUGGUUUAUGAAUGGUUCCUUUAUCUCCGCUUCUCCCCUCGUAGCUCAAGCUGAUCUAGUCUAGCUCCGUUAGCCCCGCCCUUUUCUAACAUUUGUAUUGGUUGAAUUUGGCCUCCUCAAAAGCAAAUAAGCAGUCAAGUGGCCCACCAAGUUUUAACGUACCUGACUCCAUCUGUGGCAUUUGUACAAAAUAUAAGUUGGAUGCAUUUAUUUUAGACACAAAGCUUUAUAUUUUUUUUUUUGACGUUGUGUUUCAAGAAGAAAAAAAAAUAGAAUAACAAUAACUACAACUUUGAGGCCAAUCAUUUUUAGGUGUGUGUUUGAAGCAUAGAGCGUCUCUUAAACUCUCAACAGUUCCUUCAAAUGAUAAGUUAGUAUGUAACCUAAGUAGCAGUUUCUCUUUUUUAUUUUUUUUCAUAUAGAGCACUAUGUAAAUUUAGCAUAUCAAUAAUACAGGAAAUAUCAAACAGUAUGUAAAACUCUGUUGUUGUUGUUUUUUAGUACAAUGGUGCUAUUUUGUAGUUUGUUAUAUGAAAGAAUCUAGUCAACACAGUAAAAGGAGAAAGCAAAGCAAAAACAAUGAAAGCCUGGAGCCUAAGAUGACAAAAUGAGGAAGGGAACUGAAAAAUAAAGAAAUCCAUCCUCCUGAAAGAUGCAAACACCUCCCCAAUUAUGCCUUCCAAGGGAAACUUAAGAUAUAAAGUCCAUUAAGACACACUUACUUGUCAAGUCCAGAGAGGAAGCUAUGGAGUGAGAAAAGCAAGAGGCUAGGGAUUUUAGGAGUCCUGGUUUCUUUUUAUCACCGAAGAAAUAAGUAUUUGCAACCUCGGUCACCCACGCUCACCACCAUGUGACCUCAGUCAAGUCACUCCACCUCUCGGUGCCUCAGUUUUCCUCAUCUGCAAAAUGGGGGCAAUAUGUCAUCUACCUACCUCAAAGGGGUGGUAUGAAGAUUAAAAAGUAGACCUUCAUAUUUUUGUUCUGGGUUUCCAGGAGGGUGCAAUGUCAGAAUUGCUAGGAUGCAAGGACUUCUGUAAAUAACUCAUUAAUGAUGUAGCUCUAAGGAUUGUUCAUCUGUCACUGGGAUGCCACCACCAUAUCCAAGUUCUUAUUGGUGAAGCUGUGCAACUAACUGUGACAAGUUAAUGACUCAGUCUCUCCAACAUGUCACAAGGCAAGAGACAUUUGAUUUGCAAUUUGAUUUUACUUCUGCAUUUGAGCUUAUGACUAUAAAAACAAGUGAAAAGAAAGAAAAGAUGAGAAAGAAGAUCCUUGCUAAGUAAAGGGUAAUCAAUUACUCUAUUUAUCCACUCUCAUUAAUCCUUCCAGUCACUUAGUAUCUAGAAAUAACUCUAACAUUAUCAAUGAGACUCUACUCAGUUUGCUAAACACAAUUCUCCUUCCACUUAGCAUAUGAAAACAGGCCCUGAUAUUCUUAAAUUUUGAAAUAGUAUCUAUUACAAUCACAAGUUGCUGUAGCAGACGUUGUCUUGCCCUUGCUUUUAUAUGCACAUACUUAUUUUUUAUUUUAUGAAAAUAUGCUGGCAAGAAUUGCUACUUGAGAGGCAAAAUUUUUCCUUCUCAAGCCUGAGGUUGUCCCUAGUGUCUGCUUAGAAGAAAGAAUCCAGCUUCCUGGAAAUGUAUUGGGUACAUUCAUCUGGGCAUUGAUAACCAGAAACAUGUUCUUUGUUUAUGGAGCAAGAUUGUCUGCCUCUUUAAAAAAAAAUUCCAAUAUUCACAUUAUCUGCAGGCUUGAUUCUUUUUCUGCGAGCUUCCUUAAUAUUCUUAUAAAAUGUAUAAGAAAAA